Chrysemys picta bellii (western painted turtle) is the source of this 2544-nucleotide messenger RNA. Lineage: Eukaryota; Metazoa; Chordata; Testudines; Emydidae. The record is from RefSeq and is a predicted model, not a curated record.
GGGGUGUGACAUGGACUGAAGCCCUCACCUUCUCUCCACCCCCUGAAGCCUCCUGGCUGCUCUGAGCUGGAUGGGGGUGGGAUUCUGCUACUCUGUCGCUCCCAGAGCUUCCAUUUCUUUAUCCGUCCUCACACGUCACUAGUGGGAUUGUGGCUGGAGCAUCAGGUAAUGAGUGGGGGCUUUUGGUGUUCCAGAUGCCGGUGACCUUCGAGGAGGUGGCUGUGUAUUUCACCCAGGGGCAGGGGGCUCUCCUGGACCCCGCUCAGAGAGCCUUCUACAGGGACGUCAUGCAGGAGAACUACGAGACGGUGACCUCGCUGGGAUUCCCCCUUCCCAAACCUGAGCUGAUCGCCCGGCUGGAACGAGGGGAAGAGCCGUGGGUUCCCGAUCUCCAGGCCUGCAAUGAAAGAAGGCUUCCGAGAUGCACCCAUACAGAGGGGACAUUGUUCCAUUCUGCAAAAGGAAGAAAGGUUGUCGUUUUGCAUACCAUGAAAGAAGCCCUGCAACUCCUUGAAAGGUAUCAUGACAGUCUAAUGGGUGGACAUCUAGGAAUAUUCAAAACGAGGAAUAUGCUGACAUCAAAAUACUAUUGGCCAGGGAUGACAAAAGACAUUGCCAAUUGGGUUGCACGAUGUCUGACUUGCCAGAAAGAGGGAAAGGAAUUAAAUCUUGAUACCACCUUGAAAAGCAUAAAGGUCACUCGGAUCUGGGAAUUGGUGGAAAUAGAUUUAAGAGGACCAUUGCCAGUAACAAAGGAUGGAUACCGGUGUAUACUGACAGCCAUAGAUUAUCUUUCAAGAUGGAUGGAAGCCUUGCCACUUAGAAGUAAGUCAGCAUCUAAGGUGGCAAAGAGCAUGUACAAAAUGAUUGUUCGACAUGGAUGCCCACAGCGGAUUCUGACAGAUCUUGGUCCAGAAUUCAAUAAUAAGUCAAAUUUGUAAUGACCAGCAAACACGCAGAGAGACUGGAGGCCAAAAUGAGAAACAUAAAAUUGUAUGGCGCUUCAUUUCAUUGCCUGAAACUGAGAAGCGGGAUAAGUGAUAAGGUUAUUGAUGCAUAUUUGAGCUGUGUGGUCGAGAAAGCAGAUGGAAAGACCCUAGCAGCACUCCCAGCUAUCUUCGAGACACCACUGACUUCCUGAGGAAAUUACAAUGCAUUGGUGAUCUUCCUGAAAACGCCAUCAUGGCCACCACAGAUGUAGAAGCGCUUUACACCAAUAUUCCACACAAGGAGGAAGAGAGAGAAUCCUACAGCAGUUGGCUCCACUUCUCCAAAAAUCCACAAAUGGGAGUGGGUGUGUCCACCAUAUGAUCAAUCCAGUGAUAUCAUGCUGUCUCCGUGACCUUGGAGGUUGCUUCUGGUAUCAAUUCUGGGCAGCCGCUGGAUGGUCAAACCAUAGACAGCAUUGAGUGAGCGAGAUAGAGAAGCCAAUCUCAUCAUUACCUCAGGGAUUGUGCAGCCUAUUUGCCACUGUCCUCUGUGAUUCAGGACGUCUCUGGGGAUCCUGGGACAGACAGUGGGCUUGUCUACACUACCAAUUUUUGUUGACAAAACUUGUGUCGACACCCAAAAGUCGACAAAACAAAAAUCACCAAAGGGUGUUCACACUUGCUCCCUCUGUCAACAGAUCAUGUCCAUAUUGGGGACACCAUCGUCAACAGGGUGAGCAAUGCACCAUGGGUAUGUAUCCCACAGUGCGGUGUUGUGGGAAGGAAGAGCUGAUCUCUGCACAUCUUGGGAUUCUCUUCAAGUUCUCUCACAGCCCCUUGAGCUGCCCGGAGUGGCAUCAUGAGUAAUUCUGUGAGCUCUGUAUGCUGAGGAAUGGCGAAGGAGCACAUCAGCCUGCCCCCCUCCCCCUGCAGCAGCAGUCGGCCUGCUGCGGUGUUCCUAGUGCAGAGCAGAACAGGAGCAUUCCAAUGAUUUGCUCUGUGUUUGUUCCCCAAAUGGAGCAACACACUCAGCUGUCAGAUACUUCCCUGAACUUUGAAAGGGGAGGGGCGCAUGCCUGCAGGGCAGCAGAGAUCAAAACACUGAGCUGAGCAUUCAGGGCAGAUAUUGUGGGACCCUGAGGGAAGCCAGUUCUGCCCACAAAACAAUCAGCAGUGUCUACACAGGCUCUCUGUGGACAAUAAAGGGAGGGGGGAAAGACAAAAGUCUCUUGUCAGGAUGGAAGUUUUUUGUCACCAAAACUGGGCAUUUUUCACAACAAAAGUCCCAUUGUAGUGUGUACGCUCUUGCUGUUUUGUGGCCAAAUGACAGUUUUUGGUGACAAAACUUGCCAGUGUAGUAAAGCUCAGUGUCACUGAGACAUGGGGGGGGGGGGAACAAUCCAAUGAGAAUGGAAAAAAGGGGCUUCUCUAGCCACAGUCAUCCUAGCCCCUAUGACCAGGAGGAGUCCCAUCUAUCUACUGUUCUGGCUCAACUCUAUGCUCCUGGAAGACCUCUGUCUAUCCAACCGCUGAUAUCUCAUCUCUAUGAUCUCUGGAAACUCCACGUCCUCCAGUCCCUGUAGAACCAGGGAUGGGAGGGGUGGGGGGAAGAACC